CACCGCCACCCGCCGCUGUCAGCGGCUUCCCCCGGCGGGAGGAGAGAGCCUGGAGAGCACUUUUGCCCCGACUUUAGGAGUGUUUGUGGAUUUACAUGCCAAGCCUUCAAGAUGAUGUCCAUGAACAGCAAACAGCCUCAUUUUGCCAUGCAUCCCACCCUACCUGAGCACAAAUACCCCUCUCUACACUCCAGCUCGGAAGCAAUAAGAAGAGCAUGUCUACCAACUCCACCGCUGCAGAGCAAUAUCUUCGCCAGCCUCGAUGAGACCCUGCUGGCGCGGGCCGAGGCUCUGGCCGCCGUCGACAUCGCCGUCUCUCAGGGCAAGAGCCACCCGUUCAAGCCCGACGCCACGUACCACACCAUGAACAGCGUGCCCUGCACCUCCACCUCCACCGUGCCCCUGGCGCAUCACCACCACCACCACCACCACCAUCACCAGGCGCUGGAGCCCGGCGACCUCCUCGACCACAUCACCUCCCCCUCCCUGGCGCUCAUGCCCGGCGGAGGCGGCGGCGGAGGCGGAGGCGGCGGCGGCCACGACGGGGCGGGCGGCGGCGGCGGCGGCGGGGCCGGCGGCGGCGGGGGCGGCGGCGGCAGCGGCGGGGGCGGCGGCCUCAUCUCCACUUCGGCCCACCCGCACUCGCACAUGCACGGCCUGGGCCACCUCUCGCACCCGGCCGCCAUGAACAUGCCGUCGGGGCUGCCGCACCCGGGGCUGGUGGCCGCGCACCACGGCGCCGCGGGGCAGGUGGCCUCGGCGGCGGCGGUGGUGGGGGCGGCUGGCCUGGCCUCCAUCUGCGACUCGGACACGGACCCGCGAGAGCUGGAGGCCUUCGCCGAGCGCUUCAAGCAGCGCCGCAUCAAGCUGGGGGUGACCCAGGCCGACGUGGGCUCGGCGCUGGCCAACCUGAAGAUCCCGGGCGUGGGCUCCCUCAGCCAGAGCACCAUCUGCCGCUUCGAGUCCCUCACCCUGUCCCACAACAACAUGAUCGCCCUCAAGCCCAUCCUGCAGGCCUGGCUGGAGGAGGCCGAGGGCGCCCAGAGGGAAAAAAUGAACAAGCCCGAGCUCUUCAAUGGGGGCGAGAAGAAGCGCAAGCGGACUUCCAUCGCCGCCCCGGAGAAGCGCUCGCUGGAGGCGUACUUCGCCGUCCAGCCCCGGCCCUCCUCCGAGAAGAUCGCUGCCAUCGCCGAGAAAUUGGACCUCAAAAAGAACGUGGUGCGGGUUUGGUUUUGCAACCAGAGACAGAAGCAGAAACGGAUGAAAUUUUCCGCCACCUAUUAG
Messenger RNA from Prinia subflava (tawny-flanked prinia), 1284 nucleotides. It is a transcript of the gene POU4F1, whose product is annotated as POU class 4 homeobox 1. The transcript has 2 exons. Gene Ontology annotation, biological process: regulation of transcription by RNA polymerase II. Gene Ontology annotation, molecular function: RNA polymerase II cis-regulatory region sequence-specific DNA binding; DNA-binding transcription factor activity, RNA polymerase II-specific. The record is from RefSeq and is a predicted model, not a curated record. The coding region runs from base 112 to 1284 and encodes 390 amino acids. Lineage: Eukaryota; Metazoa; Chordata; Aves; Passeriformes; Cisticolidae.